This is a messenger RNA of Actinia tenebrosa (Australian red waratah sea anemone), 2066 nucleotides long. RefSeq lists its product as uncharacterized. Gene Ontology annotation, biological process: carbohydrate metabolic process. The record is from RefSeq and is a predicted model, not a curated record. Gene Ontology annotation, molecular function: hydrolase activity, hydrolyzing O-glycosyl compounds. Lineage: Eukaryota; Metazoa; Cnidaria; Anthozoa; Actiniaria; Actiniidae.
CGUUACUAUACGAGGUCAUUGUAUUUUUUGGGCUGUACCAAAUGAAGUUCCUAGUUGGUUGGUCAAUCUGCCUAAACGUCAAUUGUAUGGUCGAAUGCAACAAAGGAUGGAAGACUUAUUGGGCCGAUACAGCAGAAGGUUUGUUCACUGGGACGUCAACAACGAAAUGCUUCACGGUAGUUUCUUUGCUGAUCGUUUCGAUAAGUCAAUCAGAGAAUGGAUGUUCAAAAGAGCAGCUGAACUCGAUGCUGAUGCUGAUUUGUUCAUCAAUGAUUUUGAUGUAGUGGAGAAUAGCCAAAUGACGGAGCUCCUGGUGGAACAAGCUAAGGAGUUGAUAGACAGGGGUGUGGACGUGGAUGGAAUAGGCGUACAGGGACAUUUCACAGGCUCUAUUAACCCAGUGCUUCUGAGGCUGCGAUUGAAUACCCUAGCCGAAGUUGGUCGCCCAAUAUGGCUGACAGAAGUCGACAUUCUAAACAAGGAUCCAGUCGGACGAGCUAAUAGUCUAGAGGCUUUGAUGCGGACGGCGUUUAGUCAUCCUAGUGUACAUGGUAUAAUGUUCUGGGCGUUUUGGGAUCGUAAUUCGUGGAGAGGACCUGAUGUAGCUUUGGUUAAUGGAGAUGAGUGGAAGCUCAACGCAGCAGGUGAAAGAUACAUCAAACUACUAAAUCAAUGGACAACACGAGAGAUUUUAUCCCCAACCACCGUCGACAAGCACGGAGCAGAAGUGCGCUUUUCAGGUUUCUAUGGCGACUAUGAUGUAACUGUCACUCUCCCAGGAGGUAACGUCAUCAAGAAACAGUUUACUCUGGAGCCUGGGUACGAUGAAUUUAAUUUGAAGAUCGAUAUAGGUAAUCAACCUUACUUCCACACCAGUCCACCACCCGUACCACAGGAAACCCAAGACUUUACGAAACAACUCAACAAUAUCACAACUCAGUUGAACAAUCUUCUAUUGGAACAAGGGCCCGACCAAAGACUACCAGACGAAGGGGUUAGAGAGGAGGAAACAGGAUGAAUCGCGUCUUGCAAUGCAAAAUAAUCCUGAUAAAUCUGCGCCAGAAUUCAUUGGAGGUGUACACGUCACGCGUGACGUUAUUUUGGUGAGCAAUACACUGUGGUAUUACUACGUCAAGAAAUAGAUUCAACGUCUGUCUACAACACACACUUAGAGUAUCGACUUAUAAUAAGCUUAAAACUUCAAAACUAUUUGAGGGGGAAAAGGGAGGAAAGGAUGAAAGAAAGAAAAAGAAAAAUUAAAACCAUUUUUAUUUGAAGAGAUAGCUUUUAUUUGGUGACAAAGAUCAACUAACAUUGCUUGAGAAACUAAUCAUAUGAAAGAACUGUUUGCGCAUGAAUGACGUCAAUAUCACGUGAUCUUUGGUCAAAUGAAAAAUUCCUGAAAAUUCGCCACUCUCGAAUAAUUUAUGCAUCAUGUUUUUUAAAAAAAGAUUCGACUUAAUUUAUAUUAAAGUCGCCCAAAACUUUAGUCAAUUGUAAUUUACAAAUGUUCUGAUUUAUUUCUUGAUAUAUUUUAGAUAGCAGGAUUAGGUCUUAUUAGGAUUUCGUUAGAGUUUCGUAAGGUCUUCGUUAGGUUAUCGUUAGAGUUUCGUAAGGUCUUCGUUAGGUUAUCGUUAGAGUUUCGUAAGGUCUUCGUUAGGUUAUCGUUAGAGUUUCGUUAGGUCUUCGUGUGGCACUCGGAAGGAAUCGCUAGGGUUUGAUACCCACGCGGACACUGAUGAAAAACGCACUGCGCAUGCGUUGGGAGAAAAACAAAAUGGCGGACAAUAACAAUUGAUCACAUCUAAAGGUAGGUUUUAUUUUAACCGACAGGGCUAUUUUUUAAAUAUUCGUUUUGGAAUUUUACAGAUAUUUUUGAAUUUCUUUACAUAGAAUCCGACCAUGUGAUUAUCUGCUAAUUAGCCAUGCUGAAUGUCGACGUCGGGCCGCGAGUGGCGGCAUUUUCAAAGAUUAUUUUUGCUUUGUAUAAACAAAAGUUUUUUUGUAUAAAUCAGCAGUGUAUCACUAUCGAAAUUAUCUUGCUAUUGCGAAAAGGACAACCUUAA